This is a messenger RNA of Euleptes europaea (tarantolino), 1543 nucleotides long. It is a transcript of the gene ZSWIM1, whose product is annotated as zinc finger SWIM-type containing 1. The transcript has a single exon. The record is from RefSeq and is a predicted model, not a curated record. Gene Ontology annotation, molecular function: zinc ion binding. NCBI's taxonomy places the organism in Eukaryota, Metazoa, Chordata, Lepidosauria, Squamata, Sphaerodactylidae. The coding region runs from base 11 to 1531 and encodes 506 amino acids.
CCCGUGCACCAUGGCUGUGGACACUGUGAAGGAGCUGCUGAGUUUGGAGUGUGGCUCGCUGGUAACUUAUCUGCUGGACAAAAACUCCCACCUUGAUUCCAUCAGCUUCCAGACCAUGCUGAUGAGGGACGUCUUCGUAAAUCACCCAGAGGUGGUGCUUAUUCAUCGAACCCACAACCCGUUGGGCAAGGCUCUCUACAUGUUCAUGGUGGACAAGCCUUUCCUAAAGCUUGAGGGAGAGAUGACCAAAGUGAUCCACUUUGCGGUCCCAACCAAGGAAUCAGCAGAAGGCCUUGCUCACAUAUAUCACACCUUCAAGGCUUUCAACCCUGAGUGGAAGCAGAUCAAGACGUUCCUUGUCGAUCCACGCUUCCGGCUGUUGCCGACACUUUUGGAAGCAUUCCCCUCUGCGGAUGUCCAGCUGUCCGUCUUUCAUAUCUGCAAGCAUUUACAGCAGAAGAUCCGCCACGUCUCCCUGGAAUUCCACACAAAGAGGCUGCUCCUGAGCGUCUUGAGGAACGCAAUGUGCGCUCCCAGCGAAAGCAACCUGAAGAAGAUGCACGCCAUCCUGAGUGACUUUGUGAAACCAAAUCUGCUGCCCCAGCUUCAUACAAACUGGCUACUCAACGAGAAGAUCUGGUCCAUGCACCGCUGGCGGACCUGGGAGGAAUGCAGCCAGUACUUCAAAGACCUGGAGAUGGUCACACGCAAUUUAAGCCAAGUCUUCUGUGUGAGGCUCUCCCUGGAGUCCUGCAUCACAAGGAUCUCCAAGCACUACCAGAAGAGUGUUCUGAAGGGCUCCUGGGAGGCCCCGCCGUGCCCAGCCACCCUGCUCAGCCAGAAUGUCUCAUCCCUGCCAAACCUGGUGGAUCUCAGCUCCUCUGCUCCAAAAGUCCAGGGGCCCCUGCUUCCUCGCGAUCCCCCUACGGCAGCCCCCUGGAGUUCCCUGGCAGCGAAACAGGAGGCCUCUGCUGAAGAUGAGCAGGAGGCCGCGGUCUCUGACGAAGAAGCCUCCGAGCGUAUCCGCCAGUCCUUGAGUGACAUCUGCACAGAGCCCGCAGCCAGGCUCUGCUUGAACGAGUUUGCCGUAGCCCAGAGUUCUGUGUGCUUGAUGGGGAGCAGCGCCGACACGGUCAGCAUGCAGAUCCUGGAAGACGCCCAGACGGUGAGCCACAAGGGCCUCAACGGCUGCACCUGCCACUUCAGCCGGACCUUCCAGCUCCCCUGCAGGCACGUGGUGGCCCUACUGAACUCCGAGGGGAAGGAGCUGGAAGCGGAGAGGGUCCCUGCCCAGUGGCGCAAGGGGCACACCUGCUCCCAGCCUGGGCAGAGGGGCACCAGAGACCUCUUGGAAGUCCUGAGGAGUUCGUGGGACGCCUCCUUGGACAAGUACCUGGCCGUGUCGUUCCUCACAGAGGAGAUCAGCCGGCUGCUGAGCCAGUGCAGCAGUGAGGAGUUCGACCGCAGGUACAGCACCCUGCGCGAGCUGGCGGACAGCUGGAUUGGGCCUUAUGUGCAGGUGAAGCUGUGAUCUGGCCCUGGG